AUGGUGUUCAGCUUCCGCAAGCGCGCUGCCGCCACCGAAGAGGCCUCCGCGGCGAGUGCCUCUUCUCGUGAGGUGGUAGACGCAACUGGUGCCGAGGCUUUGAAUACACUCAAACGCUUUGAAGCACAACACACUCUCGACCCUAACUUGCCGAUCGAAGAGCUUAACGAUGUCGAUGCUGUUCUUGCCAGCAACAAUGUUGAGAAGGGUAUUGAGAUUGAGACUACUCUGCUGGAAGAUAAUAGCCCUUACCCAGAGGUCUGCGCUGCAGUAAGAAACUACGAUGUCGACUUGCCGGCCAAUACCAUUCGCGCAUGGGUGAUCGGUCUACUGUUAUGCACUAUAGGAUCGGCCGUUAAUUUGCUCUUUUCUUUGAGAAACCCUAGCAUACAGAUCACCACUUAUGUCGUCCAGUUAGUCGCAUAUCCGAUCGGGCUGGGAUGGGACUUGGUCUUUCCUGACCGAGUGUUUACUGUUUGGGGAGUCAAGUUCAACUUGAAGCCUGGCAAGUUCAAUUUUAAGGAACAUGUCAUCAUUGUCGUGAUGUCGAACGCAGCUUACGGUGGUGGCUUCCUCUAUGCUACUGAUGUUUUAAUCGCCCAGCAGGUGUUCUAUAAGCAGCAUUUCGGCUGGGCCUUUCAACUCCUGUUUGGCAUUACCACACUUUGCACCGGCUACGGUUUGGCUGGACUUGCUAGGCGGUUUCUCGUAUGGCCGGCUGCCAUGAUAUGGCCUUCGGACCUCGUCAAUGCUACGCUAUUCUAUGCAUUGCAUGAUCACUCCCCUUCCGACCCUGCGAAGACGAAUGGGUGGAGCGUCAGCCGAUAUAGAUGGUUUCUGUACGUGAUGGGAGGUGGAUUUGUCUGGUACUGGUUCCCUGGCUGGAUCUUCCAGGGCCUAUCGUACUUCACCUUCAUCUGCUGGGCUGCCCCGAAGCACGUGGUGGUCAAUAAGUUGUUCGGGGGGUUGCAUGGAUACGGUCUCUUGCCAACCACUUUAGACUGGACAGUGGUUUCUGGCUUCGCACUCUCGCCGCUUAUACCGCCAUUUCACGCCGUAGCCAACACCGUGGCUGGUGUAAUUAUAUUCUUCCUGUUUGUUUCGAUGGGCCUACACUUCACGGGGAAAUGGUAUGCCGACUACUUUGUAGUCCAAUCUUCCAAUGCCUUCGAUAACACGGGUGCUGUCUACGAUGUCUCUAAGAUCCUCAAUGAAGAUUUACUAUUCGACGAGGAGAAGUAUCAUGCCUAUUCCCCCCUCUUCCUCUCCACCCAGUUCGCUCUUGCGUAUGGACUAUCUUUUGCUGCCAUGGCUGCCGUCAUUGUGCACGUCGUUCUAUACCACGGAAAACAAAUUGUCACGCAAUUCAAACUUGCCCGUAAGCAAGAGGAUGAUGUCCAUAUGAAGCUAAUGAGAAAGUACCGGGAUGCCGAGGACUGGUGGUAUCUUGCACUCUUUGCUAUCAUGAUUGGCUUGUCGUUUGUUGUUUGCUGUGCUUGGCCGACUGGGUUUCCCGCCUGGGCUUAUGUGGUCUGCAUGUUGAUUGCAUUGGUGUGGACUAUACCGGUUGGUAUUGUCCAGGCGAUCACGAAUAUCCAGCUUGGGUUGAACGUGCUUACAGAAUUUGUUAUUGGUUAUAUGCUACCUGGCCACCCCCUAGCCAUGAUGAUGUUCAAGAACUACGGCUAUAUCUGCAUGGCACAAGCGCUUUACUUCUCCCAGGAUCUCAAACUAGGGCACUACAUGAAGGUACCUCCCCGCGCAAUGUUUUGGUCACAGCUAGUUGCUUCCAUAUGGUCUGCCAUUGUCCAGAUUUCUGUCAUGAAUUGGGCACUAGGCACGAUCCCCAACGUAUGCAGCGAUGACCAGCCUGACAACUAUACAUGUCCCAACGGCAGGGUUUUCUAUACCGCAUCAGUCAUAUGGGGCGCUAUCGGCCCUGCACGGAUGUUCAGUGGUGACGCUAUAUACGCCUCACUGCAGUGGUUUUGGCUCGUCGGCGCGAUCAGUCCUGUCAUUACCUGGUUCCUGGCUCGUCGAGUGCCCAAAUCGAUGUUUGGGUUUGUUCGUUCCAUCAACAUGCCCCUUAUCUUCGGUGGCUCAAGCAUGUUACCUCCUGCUACUUCGUAUACGUAUCUUUGCUGGGGCGCGGUUGGCAUGUUUUUCAACUACUACAUCAAGCGAAGGUGGAACGGCUGGUGGCUGCAAUAUAACUACAUCACCUCGGCGGCUCUCGACUGCGGCUUAGUGGUUGGAACGAUCAUCAUUUUCUUUACUCUCUACCUUACUUCGACCCAGCUGCCAAAAUGGUACGGGAAUUAUGAUGUCUUCGAUACACUGGACCAGACGGGGAUGGCUAUUAAAACAUUUGUUGCAGAGGGGGAAACCUUUGGACCGACAUCCUGGCCGUAACUUGAGAAAUGCGCCUGGGUGUAAUGUCCUCAAUAUUGGAAUCGCAGAAAAUAUGAGAGCCGAGUUUCUCAGCAUCCUGAGUAGAUCACGAAGGGUUCCCGGGAAAGGGGGGUUGAAUGCUGUUCCAGGACUGGGAUGUAGUAAACAACUAGGCCUUCAUAAAGGUGCCAAAAAAUCUGGCCGGCACUCUCGAGGAGGGUAAAUAAUCUCAUCGUGUCGAGUGAAGAGGACAUGGAAUACUAUUGAGUGUUAUAUUAUAAGCCGCAGUUUGGCUUGACACUAACACACACGUGAAUCUGCUAUCCGCCUAGACGUUCAUAGCAGCUAUAUUUACACCUAGAUUAGAAGGUAUUGUUAAAUACCUAGGG
Molecule: messenger RNA, 2780 nt
Organism: Hypoxylon fragiforme
Lineage: Eukaryota; Fungi; Ascomycota; Sordariomycetes; Xylariales; Hypoxylaceae
Product: small oligopeptide transporter
Exons: 7
Coding region: 1-2412 (803 amino acids)
Biological process (GO): transmembrane transport
Molecular function (GO): oligopeptide transmembrane transporter activity
Source: RefSeq, a predicted model, not a curated record